This is a messenger RNA of Botrytis byssoidea, 297 nucleotides long. RefSeq lists its product as uncharacterized. NCBI's taxonomy places the organism in Eukaryota, Fungi, Ascomycota, Leotiomycetes, Helotiales, Sclerotiniaceae. Bases 1 to 297 code for a protein of 98 amino acids. The record is from RefSeq and is a predicted model, not a curated record. The transcript has a single exon.
AUGCUUGAUCCGCUCUCAGCCCUUAGUCUCGCGGCGACUAUAGUUCAGUUUGUGGACUAUGGCUCAAAGGUCAUCUCCGAUGCUACUGAGUUGCAUCACUCUUCCGAGGGAGCCUUGGCCAACAAUCUGGAGCUCUCAACGAUCAUCCCAGAUCUCAGUUCUAUUAGUAAUGCUUUGAGUUUACGAAGCUCUGGCCAAGGAAUGCAUAGCUACACCAAGGACGAACUAGCGCUUAAUGGUCUUGCUUCACAAUGCAAGGAACUAUCAGACAAGCUUUUCAUGACCUUGAUGGGUUGA